GUUAGCAUGUGUUACCUAACCUAAUGCGAAAGCUCCAUAGCCAGUGACAAAUCAAAAGCUAGUCACGAUAGAGCACGUUUUGUAGGAAAUGUGUAUGUUCUUAAAUUGCGAAUUAUGUGGAGUGCUACAAAUACCGGAGAUGAAGAAACAGGACACGGAAGAGUCUGCCACUCGAUGCAGCGAGGACGCUCCACCUGCAGCAGGAGGGACGGAGUCACCUGCAGCUGCAAAAGACAGCUCGGACAGCAACAGCCCCAAGGAGUCUGAGCCCCAGACGCCCCAGACAAACACACCUCCACAAAACGACGAGGCAGGAAGUGAAGUUGCAGAGGCAGCAUUGUCUCAGUGUGAUAUGGCAGAAGAGCUGAGCCGGCAGCUGGAAGACAUCCUCAGUACCUACUGUCGGGAAACCAUUUCAGAUGACGCCAGCACAGUGCCAAAUGGACAGUCACACAGCCCAGAGCUCAAUGGUCUGUCCACUGAGAGGGAGGAGGACAAAGUUAAUGGAGGUGACAACGAACUGGAGAAGAAGACUACUCAGGAGAAGAAGAAGAAAGUGAAGGGUCUGGGUAAAGAGAUCACUCUCCUCAUGCAGACUCUGAACACACUGAGCACUCCAGAGGAAAAGCUUGCAGGCCUCUGUAAAAAGUAUGCUGAACUGCUGGAAGAACACCGGAACACCCAGAAACAGAUGAGAGUGCUGCAAAAGAAGCAGAACCAGCUUGUCCAGGAGAAAGAUAACCUGAGGAAUGAACACAGCAAGGCCAUCCUGGCCCGCAGCAAGCUGGAGAGCCUCUGUCGGGAGCUGCAGAGACACAACCGCACACUUAAGGAGGAAGGGGUACAGAGAACCCGACUGGAGGAGGAGAAAAGGAAGGAAGUGACUUCUCAUUUCCAAGUGACACUGAAUGACAUCCAGACUCAGCUGGAGCUGCACGACGAGAGGAACGCCAGACUCCGACAAGAGAACACAGAGCUGGCCGAGAAACUGAAGAAACUCUAUGAACAGUACAAACUACGGGAAGAGCACAUAGACAAAGUGGUGAAGCACAAAGACCUGCAGCAACAGCUGGUGGAUGCCAAGCUGCACCAGGCUCAGGAGCUGCUGAAGGAGUCAGAGGAGCGCCACGACAGAGAGAAGGACUUUCUGAUGAAAGAAGCUGUGGAGUCUCAAAGGAUGUGUGAGCUGAUGAAGCAACAGGAAGUUCAUCUCAAACAGCAGCUGUCACUGUACACAGAGAAGUUUGAAGAGUUUCAGACCACGUUGUCCAAGAGUAAUGAAGUCUUCACCACAUUCAAACAGGAAAUGGAGAAGAUGACUAAAAAGAUCAAGAAGCUAGAGAAGGAGACAGCCAUGUAUCGGUCCAGGUGGGAGAGCAGCAACAAGACUCUUCUGGAGAUGGCAGAGGAGAAAGCUGUGCGGGACCGGGAGUUCGAGGCUUUUCAGGGUAAAGUCCAGCGGCUGGAGAAGCUGCGGCGGGCGCUAAAAGUCGAACGUAAUGAGCUCAGCAAGAAAGUCCAGAACCUCGGCGGUGAACAGGGUGGCACAGCGGGAUCCCUCGCCACUGACCCAGGGACUGAUUCCCCCUCUCCACCACCUACAGACUCUCUGCUGCAGGAACCCAGCACCUGUCCUGUCCCAGACACCUGCUCCCACUCCUGCCACUGUGACCCUGAACUGGACACAGACACUCUUCUAGAGGAGGCAAAUGCUCAGCCUGUCGCCAUACAGGAGUAAAGUAACGCUGCUAACACACCCCCUCAUUCCCCUUAAGCAUCAAGCCACCACCCUGCAAAGCCACUACUUUUCUGCUGGGUGAGGCGGAUGCUAAACACACUGAUCCAGGGUCAGUGAAUAGUAACACCUUAAUGUGUUUUAGAAAUAUCUGAUCAAUAUUUAACGGAAAGGUUUGCAGGCUUUAUCAAGGUGAUGAGAAGAUUGUACCUCAUCUCUCGGCACAUUUACAUGCAUAUUAUAACUCCAUUACUGUGAAUAAGCUGAUUAACAUAAUAGUUUCAUUAAAGCAUUGAUGUGGUUCACAAUAACCAGUUUCCCCACAACAGUAACAUUUUCCUGUUUCAUUUAUUUGUCCGGUUUCAAUCCACAAGCUUGUGUGGCCUAUAGAAAACAUACGGCUACUUCAAACAUAGAGAGAAACCAUGUGAUUUUUAGGUAUUCCUUUCUUGAAUUGAUAAAUCAUUUCAUGUAUUGGUUAUUAAAGGAAAGCCAUUUGCUGACACCUCCAGCAAAAGUGCUAGACAUCCUGCUGUUUGUGCAGAAAAAUAGCUUUCAGUUCAUAACCUCUCUAGGCAUAUGCACAGAAUCAGAACAGUGAAAGAAAUCUGACUUUUGGUGUAAAUAUCACUCAGUAAUUUAAGAUUUCUAAGUUACCCAGCUCUGUUAGAUUUGCUUCAACUUAACCCUCACCUUAGACAAUGUUUUUACAUGCUGCCUGCAAUGAUCAGUAACAGUGUGAUAAUUAGUGUGUAUGUAAAUGUUCUGCCUGCCUCCUGUUUAACUACACAUUCCCGAUUUGACUUGCAUCCACCACAGAACUGCUUAGCAAGAUAGAUAACAGUGCUGGGAUGACAUGAGCCAAACAGCUAUAUGGAGUCACCAGAGGUGUGUGUGUGUGUGUGUGUGUGUGUGUGUAUACACACUUGAGUGUCACUGUGUUUUGGAUGGGGUUCAGUUUAUAGCUUGCAGUACACUGAAGGUGUUUGUCCUUCUAUCAUAACAGACGUCAUAUAAUUUCUUUAGCUAAUAUAACUUUUAAUUGCAUUUUAAAAACGUAGAAUUCUACCUAAUUAUCGAAGGGAAUUUCUCAAUGUCUUGGGUUUUCAAGCAGCUCAGAUAAUCACAAUACUUUCUCCAGCAUUUUCAGUUCAUGCUUAUAGAACAUUUUGGGAAAUUGCCAUUGUUUGUAUCACACUGCUUUAUUUGUAGUGUUUCAUUUUGUGGUCUGUGUUUAUUGUUUGAAGCAUAAUCUGAUACUGAUAUGUAUGUAUCUUACAGAGCACCACUAAAAAAUAAAUCGGGUUAAUUGUUCAUUCAGAUGAUUUAUAAAGGGUUUAUUUUAUGACCAUCUUUUCAUUCCUAGUUUUUCUGAGUUAUUCUUAAUUUUGCUUUACAUGUUUCACAGUGUGCUUAUAACUUUGUGAUGACAACAAUUUAAAACUAUAACGCCAUCUUUCUCUGUGUGUGUGUGUGGUUUAUGUGGCUACAGUUGCCUCCUCCUAGUUCUGAUAACUGCAGUAGCUUGUAAUCAGGUUACAAUAAGCGAAUGUUCAAGGACCUCUAUGCAACACUUGCCUCUUGGUUUAUUUUUUUGUGUCAGUCUGAACUGACUAGCACUUAGCUGAGAAUGUAUAUUAUAUGCACUGUCCUGCAUGGAUGAACUGUACAAA
This is a messenger RNA of Monopterus albus (swamp eel), 3408 nucleotides long. RefSeq names its product taxilin alpha (gene txlna). Gene Ontology annotation, molecular function: syntaxin binding. The record is from RefSeq and is a predicted model, not a curated record. Bases 89 to 1738 code for a protein of 549 amino acids. NCBI's taxonomy places the organism in Eukaryota, Metazoa, Chordata, Actinopteri, Synbranchiformes, Synbranchidae. The transcript has 11 exons.